Molecule: messenger RNA, 916 nt
Organism: Musa acuminata AAA Group (dessert banana)
Lineage: Eukaryota; Viridiplantae; Streptophyta; Magnoliopsida; Zingiberales; Musaceae
Exons: 2
Coding region: 458-739 (93 amino acids)
Biological process (GO): microtubule-based process
Cellular component (GO): cytoplasmic dynein complex
Molecular function (GO): dynein intermediate chain binding
Source: RefSeq, a predicted model, not a curated record
AAAGUUAUCAAUGUGUGCAUGGGGAAAAGACUUCCUAGUUGGUAGGACAAUUUGCAGAGUGAUGGAGAAGGAAGAAGAUUGAAGGCUACAGCCUACCAUCAAUCUCCCCUUCAAGUGUAGAAUCUUUGCAUCCAGAUGCAUCACUUGACCCCCUCUAAGUUACAUGUUGGUACCCCAACAUAAUCUGCCAGUGUCAUCUUGUAAUGCCUUCACUAGAAACAAACUAGAGAAAAUGAAUCAUGCAAUGAAAACUGUUGAAUGAGUCCUAUGGCACUGUUAUUGUGAAGCAUUUCUCUUAUAUAACAACAUUUAUUCAUGCAAUUAUGUAAAUAUAAGAUUGUUGGUGCCCUGCUUUGUGCUGGGCAAGUCAGCAUUAAGUGUGUUGGAGACUGCCAAGUUUGGAAGACCAUACUGCAAUUGGCUGGGGGGAGGGGAGGGAGGAAGAAGGGGAGUGAGAAUGUUGGAGGGUAAGGCAAUGAUCCAGGACACAGACAUGCCUGUGAAGAUGCAGCUCCAAGCCAUGUCCUCUGCCUCUCAGGCUCUUGACCUCUUUAAUGUCCUAGACUGCAACAACAUGGCUUGCUACAUCAAGAAGGAGUUUGAUCUAAGGUAUGGGUUUGGAUGGCAAUGUGUGGUUGGCUCCAACUUUGGGUGCUGCUUCACUCACACAAAGGGCACCUUCAUUUACUUCUGCUUGGAGACACUCCACUUCCUCAUCUUCAAAUGUUCUGCUGCUUGAGCCACCUAUCAAAGAGUCAAAAUAGUUGGAAUCCAAUUGGGAUAAAAAAUGGAGAUAUCUGUGAUGUGGGGCCAGUCUCUUCUUCCUCUAGCUCACACCUCAGGCAAGGAUUUCAUGCUUUAGGUCAUCCAUACAUGUAACCAAGUUAAGGAGUACUAAAGUUUCUAUCAAAUUCAG